Molecule: messenger RNA, 924 nt
Organism: Penicillium canescens
Lineage: Eukaryota; Fungi; Ascomycota; Eurotiomycetes; Eurotiales; Aspergillaceae
Exons: 2
Coding region: 78-659 (193 amino acids)
Source: RefSeq, a predicted model, not a curated record
CCUUUCUCUUCCUCUCAAUCUCACUCACUCAGACUCUGGACACUCAAUUCCUCCAGCUUAUCCUCUCAUCAGCUACCAUGUCCCUCAAGCGCAAAGCUGAAAUCGCAGCUGUCCCAUCCAGCCCAUCAGUUCCGGCCCCCAGCGAAUGGGCUAUGAUGAUCGAUGGAAACAAUUACCUGCACAGCCGGACACGCAAACGCUUCAGAGACGACCGUCCCAGCGACCAAGUGAUUUACCAGAACACAUUACGCUGGAUCUUUUCUGCCCAGAAGCAGCAAGUGCCUGCACGUACGAUCGAAAUGGAUACAAUGGAUUCAGAACCCACCCUCGAAACACCCGAGGAGGUUGACCCGCGGCAGCAAACAUUACACCGGUUCUUCCAACCAACACCCCAGCAAUCAUCAUCCUUCCGACCAUCCCGUCAAGCGCUUGCGCCUCGCGCAAAUGAGACAGCUCUGGCCCAGGAGGACAGUCUUCGGCGUCGGGCGUUUGAUCAGAUGAACCCGGUGAACAGCUCCAGCACGAGUGACAGCAAUAGCCCCGGGUUCAAUCAGAUGGGCGCUGACAUGGAUAUGGACAUGGAUAUGGACAGUGGCAGUGGAAGUGAUGGAUCCGGCCAGUUGUCCAAGAACUGCUUUGGGGGUAUGGCGUGGGUGUGAUUUGGUUGCACGCGACUUCGUGACCAUCAUAGCUGCUGGUGUUUAUAUGCGGAGAGGGUUACUUUCGCCUCUCCUUCUUUCGUGAUACCUAUUGGGUUAUUAAGGCAAGGUGUUUUAGGCUACAACCAGCAUUGAGAUUCUUCUUUUCCGACGCGAAACAGGUAUUUCGUGUCUUUGGCGUUGAUGGCGAUUCGGGAAUAAUUGAAAGAUCAUGGGCUAUAGCUUUCAGUGAACAUAAUUAGCUAGAUACCUAGUUUAAUUCGGG